This is a messenger RNA of Sporothrix brasiliensis 5110, 1980 nucleotides long. RefSeq names its product homeobox transcription factor. Gene Ontology annotation, biological process: regulation of transcription by RNA polymerase II. Gene Ontology annotation, molecular function: DNA binding; DNA-binding transcription factor activity, RNA polymerase II-specific. NCBI's taxonomy places the organism in Eukaryota, Fungi, Ascomycota, Sordariomycetes, Ophiostomatales, Ophiostomataceae. Gene Ontology annotation, cellular component: RSC-type complex; nucleus. The coding region runs from base 1 to 1980 and encodes 659 amino acids. The transcript has 2 exons. The record is from RefSeq and is a predicted model, not a curated record.
AUGAACUAUACGACGAUGCUUCACGGCAUGCCACAGGUGGGCAUGCCGUUCGCGGCUGUCCAACGGCCAAGUGACAUAAACCAACCCCGGCAUACGUCGUACCAAUACACGUACGGCGGCGAGCCUCUCUACCUCUUCCCACACAUGCACUCCCAGCACCGCAACAUGACCGAGGCGCAGAUGGCACUUGUUGCAAAGCAGGUCGACCCAAAGCCGAGACUAGGCAAGGACGAGGUUCAGCUUCUCGAGAACGAGUUUCAGAAGAACCCCAAACCGUCUUCGCUGCGGAAACGUGAGAUCGCCGAGCUGCUCAAGGUUGACAACCCGAGAAUUAAUAACUGGUUCCAGAACAGACGUGCCAAGGCCAAGCAGAUGGCACGUCGAGGAGAUGUGACGGUCCAAGAAGACGUGUCUCCGUCUGAAUCUUCGCCAACCGAACAGCCCGAGGAAUCGUCCAUGGUGAACGAGUACCUUGGGCCGCAAACCCAGAUCUUGCCAUUGCGGGCUUCCUCUGCUGCAUUUCCCACCGCCAAACAGCCUCCUCUCGCCAUCUACCCACUAGCCAACGACGGUAAUACUGCAGCUGGUCAGAGCGCAUCACCUUCUGCGCCAUCCAUUGAGGAAUACCCUUCCCCAAAGUCGCUCACUUUUCACACCACCACCGCCACCAUCACGGACGGUAGUCGUGAUGCUCCCCUGUUCGUGCCUGUGAUGAACGGCGCAUACCUGGCCUCCUCUCACCAUAACAAUGGCAGCUACAGCUCCCAUACUUCACCGCAGGCCAUCAUGGAUACCGAGCAUCUUUCUGAGCAUCAGGGCUUCGAGCAGUCUCUGGGCGCCUAUAUACCCUUCACGACGGAUAUGGGCGUGGACAAUGUUAUGGCCAACGUGGACGUUGACUCUUUCCAGGCCGAGCUCCUGAGAGCGGACGACGUCCCGCAGCUUGACGAGGACCUGGUGGUUCUGCCUUCAUACGAGGUCCCGUUGCUUGACGACACGCUGUCGCAAAAUAUGUCCGCUGCGCCGUCACCUGGCUCCGCCCACUCGCCGGCAUCGGCCAUCUCUGAUCUUCGCUUCAAGUCGCCUCCGCCGCCGGCAAACAUUGCGACCCGGAGGAACAAGGGCAUCCCGGCAAUGCUGAACUCAACGGCACUCCGCAGCUCAGCUUUCGGUCCCAAAACGAGUGUUGAUACUGGCAACAAGCGCCUGGAUGGCAGCACACCUUCCAUCCGCCGCAUUUCGUCGGCCACUGGCCUCAUGGCGAACCGCAUCCAGAAACCGAGUAUCCCUGCGGCUCCCCGCUCGCCACUGUACCUCGAGCACAACCAGGAAGCUCUUCUGCAGUCUCUUCAGACCUCUGCAGCAGUGGAAGCAAGUGGUGGCCCACCUUUGGUCCGGUCGCUCAGCAACAGCACGUCCAGCGUGUCACCGGGUGAGGCCAUGGUCUCAACGAACGGCAUGGCUAGCUCAGGCUCGUCCGAUGAUGAGCACCUGAUGCCUUUUGGCAGCAGCGCCGCCAACCACAACCCUUACUUUGCGACACAGUCCACGCUCAAGACCCCGCCUGGCACGCCGGGCUUCCAUGGCUUGAUGCACGCCGGCGCCGGUGAGCAUCAGCAUAUGAUGGACAGCCACUGGAGGUUUGUUCCACAGGACGAGGCGUUGUUGACACCGAGCCUGGGCAGCUUCGGCUCGGAGGACUUCUCCAUGCUGCAGGCGGCACCGCGCUACGUCAUGAACAGCCAGCCGCCAACGCCAUCCGUUCAUCAGUCACUGGGCCACGGCUACUUCCCGCUGCAGUUGCAGACUGGCGCCGUCAGCGGCGCCGCGGGCGUUCCGAGCCAGGCGCAGUAUACCUUCCCUGGCGAGGCUUACAUGAUCCCUGGAUCGUCCGGCACGUUGUCGCCGGGUCGCAGCAAGGUCAAGCAGUUCCAGUUCACUCCAAAUGUGACGCCGCAGGACUACAAUGGCGAGAAGUGA